This is a messenger RNA of Arctia plantaginis, 1011 nucleotides long. Lineage: Eukaryota; Metazoa; Arthropoda; Insecta; Lepidoptera; Erebidae. The record is from the annotation of a GenBank genome assembly.
AUGGAAUCUGACAGUUUUGAGCAGAUUCUGUCAGAAAUGGCGAGAGUAGACAUAACCCAACCCCUAUAUGACCAAAGUACCUUUAUUGGAAGGUUCAAGCAUUUCGCCGCCAUCACUAACCCCCUACUGACGUUAACUUCUGAGAAGGAACUACUGGCAGCAAAAGAACUAUAUUUGCAAUACAAAGCCGGCAAAGAACCGUCGGAUACAAAAUUCGAAGAUGUAGUUCGUGCCAAGACUCUCUACGAAUCAGCUUUCCACCCCGACAGUGGUGAGCUUCAGAAUGUUUUCGGCAGAAUGACCUUUCAGAUGCCUGGAGGGUGUCUAGUUACGGGUGCUAUGUUGCAGUGGUACAGAACACCCGUUGCUGUAGUUUUCUGGCAAUGGGUAAACCAGUCGUUCAAUGCACUGGUAAACUAUACCAACCGGAAUGCAAAUUCGCCCCUCACCACCACGCAAAUGGGGGUAGCCUACGUGUCAGCCACAUCUGCCGCUAUGGGAGCAGCCCUCGUGUUCAAGUAUGGUGUACAAAAGCGCGCCAAGAACCCUAUCCUAGCUAGGUUUGUGCCAUUCGUCGCUGUGGCCGCCGCCAACUGGGUAAACAUUCCACUGAUGAGGCAGAACGAACUAACUUUAGGUUUGGAUGUGUGCGAUGAAAAUGGUAACAUCGUCGGCAAAUCCCGACUCGCUCCUGUCAAAGGCAUUUCUCAAGUCGUAACUUCUAGGAUUAUAAUGUGUGCUCCGGGCAUGUUGAUACUGCCGUUCAUCAUGGAGCGUCUGGAGCCAAAAGCCUGGAUGAAGAGGAUCAAAUGGGCUCACGUAGGAAUACAGACUGCUGUUGUUGGUGCAUGUCUUACCUUUAUGGUGCCAACAGCCUGUGCGCUUUUCCCACAAAAAUGCAAAAUAUCUACGGACACAAUCAAGCGUUUCGAGAAAGAAAAUUACGAGGAAAUUGUAAAGAAUACAGGCGGGAAACCACCCCAAUAUGUAUAUUUCAAUAAGGGUUUGUAA